AUGUCGCUUUCCUCUAAGAGGUUCCUCAAGGAGAAGACUUUCUCUGGAAUACAUCGGGUUCUCAACGACAUAGGCGGAACCUCGUCCAACUCAGCGGGUGGUCACGACAUUUACGAUGAAUUUCGUGACGCUUUCUCCCCUCCGGCGACUACCAGGAAAAAGAAGCUCCUCCAAGUACACAGGUACACUCUAGGAUCUUCCGGCUGGGGCACUGCCUUGUGUGACAUUUCUCCUCCUGUUCCUCGGGGAGGAGUUGCAACGAGAUCUUCAUUGGUCUAUCGCGGUCUGGAUCCCGAGAUUAUCGUUCGCCAUGCAUUACUGCUAGACGCCAAGGUUGGUACUUCCAUCGUUCAUUCAUUGUGGCAGAAGUUUGUUUAG
Messenger RNA from Perkinsus marinus ATCC 50983, 378 nucleotides. RefSeq lists its product as hypothetical. The coding region runs from base 1 to 378 and encodes 125 amino acids. NCBI's taxonomy places the organism in Eukaryota, Perkinsozoa, Perkinsida, Perkinsidae. The record is from RefSeq and is a predicted model, not a curated record. The transcript has 3 exons.